ACUGCGCUGAAGUUGGCUUCUUCGGUCACGUGACUCCGUAGGGAAAUGGCGAUCGUCCCUCCGUAGCGAGGUGCCGCUUCUGUGAAAGGCGACAACAAAAAAGGGUUCCUUUAACGCAAUUUCGUCGCUGUCUUCUCGCGAAACGCGCAUCAACUCGGGCCCGGAUUGGCCGCCCGUCGUCUCGAAGCCUCGUUUUCCCACUCAGGAGGGUCGCUUCGGGCACGCGAGGGGAGCGCCCCGCCAUGGCGCUGUGGGGGCGGCUUCAAGAGCUUCCCCGGGACCUGCUGCGCCAGUGCCAGCUCAUCUACGGCGAGCACUUCCCGAUCGAGGUGCGGUGCGCCCUGGCCCCCUGGAUUGAAGACAAGCCCUGGGGCGAGAUGGACCCGGACAGCCCGGCCUUCGAGAUGUACGCCCCCAACCUGGUGGCCUCCCUCCUGGAGGAGCUGCAGGCCAAGGCCAACUCGGAGGACAACUUUGUCAUGAAGCUCAAGCUGCUUGAGGCCUGCUCCUCUUUCAAGCAGAACUACAGCCACAACCCCGGUGCCCUCAUCCGGGUCAUCAAGAACUGCCUCGCCACCGAGAUGAGGAUUGUGCAGCAGGCCGAGAACCCUUGCCACAGGCUUGCAGCCCACAUGGCUGGACCCCAUGAUCCCCACACAGAGAUCACUCAGCAACUGGAAAAGUUGAGGCGGCGAACACAGGAGACUGAGGAGGAGCUAAGACGCAUGAUCCAGGUUCAGGAGUCCUUUGUGAUUCAGUACCAGGAGUGCCAAAAGUUGCAGGCGCACUACCAGCAGCUGUCGACGCAGCCCAAUGGGCAGGCCAACGUGGAGCUCUUGGGCAAGAUGCACACUGAGACCAAGGCCAUGGAGCAGGCCAUUAGGCAGCGGGUGAACGAGCUGAGGGAUAUGCGGCUGGCCUUUGCGGACAAGCAGCAGGAGACGUCCCUGCAGCUGGGGGCCCUGCAGACCCGGGUGCUGGACGACGAGCUGAUCAAGUGGAAGCGGGCCCAACAGCUGGGGGGCAACGGCACCCCCUUCGACAACAACCUGGACCAGAUACAGGAGUGGUGCGAAGCCCUCUCGGAGAUCAUCUGGCAGAACCGCCAGCAGAUCAAGCGGGUGGAGCAUCUCGCCGCACAAGUGCCCAUUGGUUCGGCCAGCAGCAUUGGGGAGCGCUUCACGGCCCUCAAUGCACAGGUCACCAACCUCCUCUCCUCCCUGGUCACCAGCACGUUCAUCAUUGAGAAGCAGCCGCCGCAAGUCAUGAAGACCAACACGCGAUUCACGGCCACGGUGCGUCUUCUGGUCGGGGGCAAGCUCAACGUCCACAUGACUCCGCCCCAGGUCAAGGUGUCCAUCAUCAGUGAGGCCCAGGCGAAUUCUCUUCUCAAGAGUGAUAAAGUUGGGGUUGGGGAGGCGAGCGGAGACAUUCUGAACAACACAGGAACAAUGGAGUAUCACCAGGCCACGAGGCAACUUAGUGUCAGCUUUAGGAACAUGCAAUUACGGAAGAUCAAGCGAGCUGAGAAGAAAGGAACGGAGUCUGUGAUGGACGAGAAGUUUUCCCUCUUGUUUCAAUCGCAAUUCAAGGUUGGCGGUGGGGAACUUGUUUUUCAAGUUUGGACGCUGUCAUUGCCAGUCGUCGUCAUCGUCCAUGGCAACCAAGAACCGCAUGCCUGGGCAACCGUCACGUGGGACAAUGCGUUUGCAGAGCCGCGGAGCGCCCAGGCUCAGCGGGGUGCCCCCUCGUCGGUGCAGGGGCGGGUGCCCUUUGCGGUGCCGGACAAGGUGCCCUGGCCCCAGCUGGGCGAGGUGCUCAGCAUGAAGUUCCGCUCGGCCACGGGCAGGGGCCUCUCCGAGGACAACCUGCGCUACCUGGCCGGGAAGGCCUUCCGCAACGCCCAGAUCCAAGACUUCACCAACAUGCUGGUGAGCUGGUCGCAGUUCUGCAAAGAGCCCCUUCCCGAGCGCAACUUCACCUUCUGGGAGUGGUUCUACGCCAUCAUGAAGGUCACCCGGGAGCACCUCAGGGCACUGUGGAACGACAGCGUUGUAUGGGGCUUUGUUGGACGGCGCCAGGCAGAGGACAUGCUCCGACAGGGCUGCAACGGAACCUUCCUACUCCGCUUCAGCGACUCUGAGCUCGGAGGAGUCACGAUUGCCUGGGUGCACGAAGACCCCACCCAGGACACCAAGGAGGUGAUAAUGAUCCAGCCGUUCACCAGCCGGGACUUCACCAUCCGCAGCCUGGCGGACAGGGUGAGCGACCUGCAGCAGCUCGCCUUCAUGUACCCCGACACACCCAAGGAUCAGGCCUUCGGCAAGUACUACACCCCAGUCACUGACACUCAGCCAGCCAUCAGCAACGGCUACGUCAAACCCGUGCUGGUCACGCAGAUCCCAGGGCUGUCCGGAAUGCUGAACCUCAUGGAUAGCAAUCCGUCGACACCCCAGUCCUUUUUCCACCCCCACUCGCCGGACACCGCGGCAGGAGUCUACCACGAUGGGUCCUCCCUGGACCAAGCCAUGCAUGCGGGGCUCUCUGCGCCUGACCUGGACUACAACCUGUGUGACAUGGAUCUCGCAGAGUUGGAUGUGCCCGUUGAUUUUUCAAGCAUCAACGUUAGCGAGCUUGUCACCUACACUACCAAAGCUAACUGAGCAACAGGGCUGUCCAUAAUUCCACCUUGUUGUUGGGCUAACAAUGUCAUCCCCUAACAGUGUAAACUGUAUAGUUCACAUUCUGUCGGACAUUGUGGUGCACAUCUGUUUCAAACGUAACGAGGUAACCCGCCGACCCUCGACACGAAGCUGAUUUUGAUUUUUUUACCCGGCUGCAUACGUAUGUUUGUGCGUGUGUAUGUGGAAGUUAUUUUAUAUUUGUUUUGGCUUAGGAAAAAAUGAUGCUGCCCGCAGUCUCUUUGUUUUGUUUCAUUUGUUUCGACAGUUCCGGGUUGUUUGCAUUACAUCUUCUGCAUAUUUUGACUCGUGUUAUGUAGAUAGCUCUGUUCAAAGGAUGCAUCUUCUAGUGUGUUUCUGGUUUGGGUCCUUUUUUAAAUGUGGAAGUCUGUGCAGGGUGAUUGAAAACAAUUUCCUCUACCCAGCACUUUUUCUUUUUUUUCUUUGUUUUGUUUAGGCACAAGAACGUUUUUGAUGUUCUCACACCACUUGUCUUCAUCCCACAGACUGCUGUAUAGAUAUCCAUAUCUCAGUAGAGAAGCGCUAACAUUGUGCUUUCAUUUUUUUUUAUCAGUUCGGGGUUUAUUGCUGCAAAGCGAGAAGAAUAUUAUUUUUGUGUGGAACUGGUUUUCAACUGGCAUUUCUAUAGUCUUCUAGGGAGAGAAAUGACCAAACGAAGAUAUAUCCAUAGUUUCGACCGAACAGCCAUUUUACGAGACCACGGCCGUAGCCUGACAUAGGAAACAAUGGCAAAGAAGGAAACAAUGGCAGAGAAGUGGGCCAACUGGCAAUCAUUUAGAAAAACCAGGUGCCAGGAAGAAACCAAGCAGCAAACACAAAGCGGCGAGAACAAAGUCGCACACCGAGCUGGACGUCUCGGUGCUUGCUUUUGAGACCUGGGCUUGUUCGCAUGUCCUCGUGACAAUGCUGCUUUCUGAAGCAGCAGUUCUUAUCCGUCAGUUUUAGAGGGUGUCCAGUCUGGCUUUUUUUCGUAGGACACGUAAACAGGUCCAAGUAAUUUUGAAACUGAGUGUUCAUUCGACUGUUUUUUCAGCAUCAGUUUGUUUGACGCCAGUCUAAACUUGGCCAAGAAUGGUGCGAGAGGUGUGUCCUGUCCAAGACGUUCUCAAUUCUGCACCAGUUUCGCUGACAACAUGUGCGCGUAUAACUUUUGCGAUGUCCUGUUGCUACCAUUGAUCUUUGAUGAUGCUCUGGUUAGCAUGUAAGCAGUGACACUACCCUAGUUACUAGGCUCAAUGCAGCAGUAGACAGACCCUUUUAAAGGUGUGAAAUGUGCUGGCUGUUUUUUUUUUUUCUACACCAGCAUAUAGAGCUACUAGCUGCACUUUAGUUUUGCACAUGGCACUCUGUAGAAGGAAAAAAAAAAAAAACGAACACGCUCAAUUCUGGUACGCGUGAUGCUCCGUGAUGCACUCAGUGUUUUUAAUGUGUGUGUGUGCAUAUCGAGCUCUCAUAUGUUGCAAUGAAAGUCACUUGCAAGGGAUUGUGAAAAGGCCAGCACAGUACUGUGACUAAUCUAAUAAUAAUAAUUCCUUUAUUUUUUCAACAAAAAGUGUAAAGGUGACUAGGGAAAAAAAAAAAAGCUGUAAAAACAACUUGACCGGCCCCUAGCCACCCCAAACAAGCAGUCAGAGUUGCAGUGCGAGAUGACUGGUGGAUUCCAAAUACAUAACUGUGUAAAAGUUUGAGGUCAUUGAGUUUACUAGUGAAUGCAUACAUGAACUGUCUAAACUAAAAGUUCUGCUUUGAUUUCAUCCACAGCGCGAAUGGUGUCAUGCCAAUGCAGGCCGAGUUAAUGUGGUACCAGAUCUGUUGAAACAUUCCAAUGACUUUACCCUGCCUACUCCACUAUGAGCAUAUAAAAAUAAAGGUCUUUCAUCAGCUUCCCAACAGGGCAUGAAAGAGCCAGUCAUGAUCUACACAAGCAACCUUGGAAAUGUUUCCAAUCAGAAAUGCUAUUUAUGGUGCUGUAUAAGUGCACUUGCAUUUUCACAUGAAAACUUUAUGCGUCUUGUGAUGCACUGGACUCUUUCCAUAGAUCAGUAUGAUUGGCUCUCACAUUCCAAUCAUUCCACAGUUGGAAUGAUUUGCUGCUUUCUAAUACUGUAUGAGAAAGCAGGCAGGUUGAUCUUUUUCUAUAUAGGAUAUUGAUUACCCUCGAGUAAGCAGGUUAGUUCUGAAGUGUUUCUUUCAGAUCUUGUGGACCACCAAACUGGUCUCAAACUUUUGCCAAGCUAAGUCGUCUUUGAGGCAUGACUCGUUUAAGAAAGAUUUCUUUUUAGGAAGCUGGAUCACCUCUACAAAAUCAUUUGAGGGUUUCUUACCUUGUUCGUCCCUUGCAAGAGUGCUUUUACUGUUUUAUUUAUUACCAUGUCUCUUAAAAAUAGAGAAAUAAAAACGGUUUUACGUACACAGUUGCACCAGGGGAGCGGCAAGAUACCGAUUUUGCAGCCGAGCUUAAGACUGUCGUCUGACGAGGGGGUUAGGCUCAGGUAGUCGGAUUAAUUGAACGCAAUUGUUUUAAUUUAUUAUGUCUAACAUAGAACUGAACUACAAGAAAAAAUCUGCUAAAUGGAAAUUAUGCAAAAAUAUUUGUCAUCAAAGAUGACUGGAAGUAUGUUAGGUUCAGAAAUAAAUUUUGUUGGCCUUAUAUGCGCUCACUAAUUUAUUUAUAGCUUAAAAGCUGAGUAGUUGCUUGUUCAGCCUAGCUUUUGCUUAUCUAAUUUUCUGUGUACUACAUUCUUUUUUUUUAGUAUGAAGGCUUUCAUUUGUCUAUACUAAAAUGAGCCAAAGAAAUACAGAAUGUAGUGCUUACUCCCAAGAAAAACGGAGGGCUGAAACGGUUAAUGUAGGGUCAGUUAAAUGGCAUUAAAAGUUUGUCUCGUUUAUCUUUUUGAAGUUGUUUUUUUUUAUCGUAAAACUAAAACUAUGGUUCCACGUGACCUGUUGGCGGACAAAAGGCGUGGCGGCUCUGCAAAAACUGCUGUGUACAUAUAUUAGUGGCUGCUUUUUAAAACAGUAAAUUAGCGGAUUGAGGAUAGCUUAAGAUAAGCCACUAGAGAGUAAACAAUUGCUAACUAUCCGUCGUUACGCGGGACUUGCCAUUUCCCUGGUUGUGCACGGAGGGCAAUUUUAACCCGUAGCGCAAUGUUACCACAUCCCCAUUUAACACUGCUCAAGAUGCUCGUUAAUCACAUCGAAAGGCAUCGCUGGUUUGUGUCGGACAAAUUUGGUGCUUAGCAUGACUGGUUCCUUCCCACCGACGUCGGAGAGCACGGACGUCCUUCCGCAAGUGUGGUUCGUGCACCCCCAAGGAGCAGACGACGGCAUCGAGAGGACCAACAGAAAUUACUGAAAUGUGUUGGUUUGAGAGUUGCGAGAGUAUACUGUGUGGCGAUGCAAACUGUGGCUGAGGUGGCUUCGGCCGUGUUCCGUCAUAGCCGUCUACCACAGAGGCUAGGAGUGGCAAGAGGCUGGAAAGCAAAUGUAGAGAACUUGAAAUCAAUGGACGACUUUGCUUUUCUGCUUUAAUUUCCCCAAGUUACGCGUCUUCGUUUUAACUGUAUACGUAACAGCUUUUGUUGAGUUCAAUCUUAAUAAUAAUUUUGAUUGGCUUUGCUCCCUCAAAUAAGGAGAUCAGUGCUGAUUGUUGUGUUGCUAUUAUGUAGGAACAGGUUUGGAAAGAAAGCCUAACCAAAUAAACCACAUAACCAUUCUUUUUUUUUUUUUUUUGACAUUAUGUUUAGAUUGAGCGUCAAAGAUGGACUGGAUAGUUUUCAGGAUUUUUGUUUAACAACAGUCUUUCGUUUGAGGCUGUGGCCUACAAGCGUGACUGUGUUUUAGUAUUCUUCUAUGCUAAACACUCAUUCGAAGAAAUCCUGUGGUUUAGGGUCUUCUUGGAGUCGUGCACUGUUGCAUGCAUUUACGAGGCAGAAAUUUGUUCUGGCACCUUAAAAAAAAAAAUUAUACUUGCCUAAAAUAGGUAAGCGGAAUACUCCAAUGUUGUGCAAUAAUUUGUGUACUCAACAACAAAGUUUGAUUACAUGAAAAGGGCAGUGAAUGGCUGAAGAGCAAUACAUAUUUUGGAGAUAGUAAAAAUUGUAACUGAGAAUCGGUCUCACGUGCACCUUUAACUUCUGUAUGCUUUGAUGAAGCUGUUCACAAGUAGCUACCAGUGUUCUUAGACAAUUUCUGCUCUUACCGAGUGUCUUGGCGAUAGCUCCGCUUCAUAGAUUAGCGGGAGAUAUAGGCAGAAACGGUUCUCAAUUUCACGGAUCUCCAGCUUGCGAUGAACUAGUAAAUUAACCUGAGACUGCAGCGCUUUACUUCUGUAUAUUUAUUAUCGCUUUGGCUUAUUGUAUAGUGUUUGGCUGCAUUUUGUUUGAUUUAGAGUCGUCUUCGUUACGGGCAGCAACCACGGCUUAAAGCUGCGCACACGAGAACCUCCUGCAAGAAAAAUGCUCCCCUCCGAGCAAAAAUGAAAGAACAUGAAACAGGCUGUCUUACGUGCAAUUCGGCACAAGGUGGCCAUGUUUUAUUACGCUCGAUUUUUGUCUUGGCUGCCUCUGUGAAGACUUUUUGUGUUGGUGCUAUCGAAAGUUUUGUGGACGAUUUGCUCGCGUUUUGCUUUGGUAAUGCUUGGGUCUGCCACACAUACUUUGCCGUGGCACGCGAGUGUAUAGGAUUGACAGAACCUGCUCUUGUGGACGUCCCUCAACCAUUAACAUGUGAUAGGCGAGGUGACGAUUUGAUGCCAGUCAUUUUGAAAGGGGGAAGCUCUACCGAAGUACAAACCAGAGCAGAAUUUUAACGAGCGUUCUCACACACUACUACCGUUGGUGAUGUCGUACCCCCUCUUUUAUUUGUUUCCUCCCUCCUCGUAGAAUAAAGCUUGUUGGUUGAACGAA
Messenger RNA from Ixodes scapularis (black-legged tick), 7609 nucleotides. RefSeq names its product signal transducer and activator of transcription 5A (gene Stat92E). Gene Ontology annotation, molecular function: DNA-binding transcription factor activity, RNA polymerase II-specific; RNA polymerase II cis-regulatory region sequence-specific DNA binding. NCBI's taxonomy places the organism in Eukaryota, Metazoa, Arthropoda, Arachnida, Ixodida, Ixodidae. Gene Ontology annotation, biological process: defense response; regulation of cell population proliferation; regulation of transcription by RNA polymerase II. Bases 243 to 2663 code for a protein of 806 amino acids. The record is from RefSeq and is a predicted model, not a curated record. The transcript is spliced from 20 exons.